GCAGACGGCGGCACGUCUUCCCAAAGCCCUUCUCUCCCAGGAGCCAUCAGGUCACCACUAGCACAAAAAACCCCAGAUGCCUCUCCUUUAUCACCAGCGCCUAGGAUGAAAGGGUCAGGCUCUGCCUCCACCGUCAUCUCGACACUCUCAUGCGAAGGGACGACUUCCAUCGCCUCCUCAUCCACCUCUUCGCCCUCGCUGCUCACUAUCUUGACAACCUCUGCCGCUUCAGGAUCAGGAGAUGGCGAUCGCGGGCGGCUGUGCUCGCCGAGGCAUGGGGAGGGCUGGAGCAGGUAGGCGAAGGAGGGCAGGCUCUCCUCGUCGCUGCUCUCAGGGCCGGACUCGCUCUCCGCCAUCUCCCCCGUCCCCUCGGGGCCCCGCGCCCGCCUGAGGGCAAAGCCCGCGCCGGCCGCUGGUUGGGCCGGAGGCGCGCGCAGCGGGCGGUGAUUGGCCCGAGCGCUGGCGGCCGCGCGCGCUCGGACCAAUCGGCGCGCAGCGGGGAGAGGCGGGGCAGCGGAGCGGGCAAGAUGGCGGCGCUGGGGCGGCUGUUUCUAACCACUCCUCAUACAAGCCUGGUUGCUGUCAGAUGGGCUUCUAAGAAAAGUGGGGGCAGCUCUAAAAACCUAGGAGGCCGCAGCCCGGGGAAACGCUAUGGGUUCAAAAAAGUCGAAGGUGCAUUUGUCCACGCAGGAAACAUUUUGGCCACGCAGCGGUUGAUCCGCUGGCAUCCCGGCGCUCACGUGGGGAUGGGUCGAAACAAGACACUCUAUGCCCUGGAGGAUGGGAUUGUGAGAUACACCAAAGAGGUCUACGUGCCCCCACCCCGCAGCAGCGAGAGCAGGGAUGUGAUCUGCCAGCUGCCCAAAGGAGCGGUCCUUUAUAAAACUUUUAUCAGUGUUGUCCCUACCACAGAGGUAGGAAGCUUCAGACUCGUCACCAUGCUGUGAACCUGCUGUGUCAUGUGGGCACAGAUGGAAAGGACAGACCACUACAGCUAUACUGGCAUCUGAGGACAAGGCUGGCUCUGAAGAUACCGUUUCAGGACUUGGUUUUGUUCCUGAAGUGCUUGUGAUCUGUGUUCAGGCACUGAGAUCACCUGCUGGCAUUUUUAAGAGUGUUUAAUAAAUGCUGUGGGGCAACUGAA
Molecule: messenger RNA, 1144 nt
Organism: Taeniopygia guttata (zebra finch)
Lineage: Eukaryota; Metazoa; Chordata; Aves; Passeriformes; Estrildidae
Gene: MRPL27
Product: mitochondrial ribosomal protein L27
Biological process (GO): translation
Cellular component (GO): mitochondrial large ribosomal subunit; ribosome
Molecular function (GO): structural constituent of ribosome
Source: RefSeq, a predicted model, not a curated record